AUGGGCAGUAGACGGAUAUUCGCACCCGCGUUCAAGCUCAAAGUCCUUGACUCCUAUAGGAAUGACAUCGAUUGCCGAGGCAAUCAGCGCGCGACUGCCCGUAAAUACGGCAUACAUCGGCGCCAGAUACAAAAGUGGCUCCAGUGCGAGGAUAAUCUUCGGAGCUGCUGCGCGGAAGGUCCACCGACGAGCGUCGCCACUCCCGCAGCCUCGCCGCAAAAGGACCUCCACGACACGAAGCCUCAGCCUCAGCCUCAGCCACAGCCUCAGCCUCAGCCGCAGCCUCAGCCGCAGCAGCAGCAACAGCUCCGAGCCACUAGCGCCACUCCAUCAACGCCGGCCUUGAACCUUAGUCUCGCCAGACUGCACGGCGACGAGCUGGCCCAUCAUAAUCACCAUCAGCAGCAGCAGCAGCAACAGCAGCGGUACGAGGCUGCCGUCACAGCGGCUUCCGCAAUCGCUAAUGACACCUCCACCACUGGCAGCACCAUUAGCAACUCCUCCGCGACCCCGACCAACGUCAAAGCCAACGAGCUCCAGCAAUAUCGACAGCUGAGCUACGAGAUCAAGAUUGAAUCGCCAAACUCGAGCUUCCGAGCCGAGGAGACGGCCGUCGUCUGUGACAUAAAAAAGGAGCGCGCAAGCCCCGACUCGGGCUGCCUCGGACACCCUCGCGAGCACUCCGAGGUUCUCGAGUCCCUGCCCCCAAGUCCGCGCGACUCCGCGUCCUCGUUCUCAUCAUCGGCCUCGGCUUCCUCGUCCGACAGCGAGAUGGACUACACACUGCCGGGCCGCCACCACCAGUCGGAUCUCGCGCGGCGCCGCUCCUUCUCCCUGCGCUUCAAGCUCGACGUCCUUGACGCCUUUCAUCGUGACGCCGGAGUCGCGGGUAACCAGCGCGCGACCGCCCGCAAGUUCGGCAUUAACAGGCGCCAGGUGCAAAAGUGGCUCGGCCAGGAGAGCGAACUCCGUGGCGUUAUCGAGCUCUGCGCCGCCGGGGGCAGCGAACGUCAGCGACUGGGCCCCCUCCACGAGGAGACACCCGUCGACCUGCGGACGAGCUGCCCCUUGCUCCUUACGACGUCGGAGCUCGGUCAGGUCUCACCCCGCUCUGCCGGCAGCCACUACAGCUGCUGCGACUACGGGGACUCGCCAUCGCUCACGCCCCCCUACAGCACCCCGGGCUGCUCUCUCUCCUGCUGCCAGGAACCGAGGCCGAGCAGUCGACUUCGCUAUUGCACCUCUCCGACGCUCGCGGCUGCCGACUCGGAGGGCGGCAAGCGAACCGCUUGCUCGCAGUCCUGUUGCGCGCCCGCGUCUAAGAGGCUCUGCCUGGACGAAGAAUUGCAUCAGCAGCCCCAGCCAAUGCAGGAGACGCCACUCUGUCUGGUAAAGCCGCGCUGCGACUCCUCGUCUCAGCAACUCGAGUCCGUCUCGAGCACCAUUACAACGCCCCUCGCACCCACGACCGCCAAAAAGGACGCCAUCCUCUUCAAGCCCUACCUCGACAACCCGGUGAGCAAACCCACCCCCGAGGAGUCGGCCACCUGCAACAACAACAACAACAACAACAAUUGCCAGGAUGCGUGCAAUCUGAACGAGAGACAGGCUCAGGACUUGGCGCUCGAGCUGAGCUUCAGGCUGCCCAGCGGAUGGCGAGCCCAGCAACAACACCAGCAAUAUCACCUACAGCAGCAGCACCACCAACAGCAGCAACACAAUGCUGUGCACAAUGAGAUACAUCACAAUUCAAAAGCUAUUUGUAUUAUGAACAUCUUUAUAUAA
Molecule: messenger RNA, 1785 nt
Organism: Ceratosolen solmsi marchali
Lineage: Eukaryota; Metazoa; Arthropoda; Insecta; Hymenoptera; Agaonidae
Exons: 3
Coding region: 1-1785 (594 amino acids)
Biological process (GO): positive regulation of transcription by RNA polymerase II
Cellular component (GO): mediator complex
Molecular function (GO): transcription factor binding; transcription coactivator activity
Source: RefSeq, a predicted model, not a curated record